AUCAAAGGUGGUUCUGUUCUCUGUCGGGACUUCCAGUCCUGUCUGUUUGACAGAACGGGUCGUUUGAAUUUGUCUUUUAAAAUUAAAAACAUGUCGGGUUACUCACAGGAAGCCGGCUCGUUUGGCCCUGCAGACUAUACAGUGUUUGUGCUCAUGCUGGUGGUGUCCUCUGGCAUUGGGAUUUACUACGGCUGGGUCGACAGGAGAAAGAGAAGCUCCAGCGAAUUCUUAAUAGGCAAACGCACCCUCACCGCCCUGCCCGUCUCCAUGUCGCUCACCGCCGGCAUCAUGUCUUCCACCACGAUCUUGUCCAGCCCGGCUGAGGUGUACCGCUUUGGGGCCAUUUUUGGACUGGUUGGCAUUGCCUACGCUCUGUCAAUGGUGGUCACAUCUGAGAUCUUUCUCCCUGUCUUCUAUAGGCUCGGCGUCACAAGCACUUACGAAUAUCUGGAGCUGCGUUUUAAUAAAGCAACUCGUCUCCUGGGAACGGCGGGUUUUCUCAUUCAUAUAACCAUGUUUGCUGGAAUCACUGUUUAUGGCCCAGCUCUUGCUUUAAACAAAGUUGUUAACAUGAGUCUAUGGACUGGAAUUGUUACAACAGCCAUGGUUUGCACUUUUUACUGCACUCUGGGUGGGAUUAAGGCAGUUGUGUGGACUGAUGUGUUUCAGAUCGGAAUAAUGUUGAUGGGAUUUCUGGCCAUUAUAAGCAAAGCCGUGAUUUUACAAGGAGUUUCUACCAUCUUUGCAGAUGCUCAACAAGGAGGAAGGCUCAACUUUUGGGACUUCGAUAUAAACCCACUCAGGAGACAUACCUUCUGGACUCUGGUUAUUGGAGGGACGUUUGUCUGGAGCACUACGUAUGGGGUCAACCCACCAGCCGUUCAGAGAUACAACUCCUGCAGGAGCAUCACUCAAGCCCGAUUAGCCGUGUACAUCAACCUGUUUGGUCUUUGGGCCUGUCUGGUUUGCACCGUGUUGUCUGGACUUUCUCUCUAUUCAGUUUAUAAAAACUGUGACCCGUGGACGGCUGGACUGGUUUCUUCUCCUGACCAGUUGAUCCCACAUUUGGUGAUGGAUAUCUUUACCAACAAUCCUGGACUUUCAGGACUUUUCCUUGCAGCAGUUUAUAGCGGGUCUUUAAGCACAGUUUCCUCCUGCAUCAACUCACUAGCUGCAGUGACCCUCGAGGACCUGAUAAAACCACACAGCAAACUAUCCGAAAACCAACAGUUCAUCGUCUCAAAAGCACUGAAUUUGUUUUACGGCCUUGUCUGCAUUGCUAUGGCUGGUAUAGCGUCAUUCAUGGGAGGCAUGUUGCAGGCUGCUAUUGUUCUUGCCGGGGUCACUGGAGGUCCUUUGUUUGGUCUGUUCUCUUUGGGAAUGCUUUGUCCAUUUGCCAACUCCAAAGGGGGGUUGUCAGGGCUUGUUAUUGGUUUUGUUGCGACCCUAUCCGUAAGCCUUGGUGACCUGAUAUCCCACUCCUCUCCUGAGAUGACCCGACCACUGCCCUUGACCACUGAAGGUUGUAAUUUCACAACAGCUGAGAACCAGAACUGCACUUCUACUGUUCUUCCAACAGAACCAAGCGUCAUUACCACAACUCUGGGGCUGAACAGCGAAGACAUUAACCUGAUGGGUAAAUGGUCCUCUCCUUCCUACCUUUAUUUUUCUCUCAUUGGAUCCAUAACAGUUUUUACCGUGGGAGUUACAGUCAGCAUUUUGACAGGAGGCUGCAGGGAUAAGGUGGAGCGGAGGCUUACUUUACAGAAAGAAGACACAACUGUCUACCACCUGUUUAGGCUAAUCAAAGACUUUGUCACGAAAGGAGCAGACAGACCCGACCUGACAGUGCAGCCAGAAGGCGGCAACUUAAACCCUGCUUUCUGUGAUUCUGAGAUUUAUACAAAAACAAACUCAACCUCGUCAAAUUUCUGA
Molecule: messenger RNA, 1935 nt
Organism: Nematolebias whitei (Rio pearlfish)
Lineage: Eukaryota; Metazoa; Chordata; Actinopteri; Cyprinodontiformes; Rivulidae
Product: sodium-coupled monocarboxylate transporter 1-like
Exons: 17
Coding region: 91-1935 (614 amino acids)
Biological process (GO): propanoate transmembrane transport; sodium ion transport
Cellular component (GO): membrane
Molecular function (GO): organic acid:sodium symporter activity
Source: RefSeq, a predicted model, not a curated record